AUGGGGGGCUGGGCUUAUCAGAUGACAAAACCUCCUGUGUGUACAAAUUUUAAUCCAUUUAACCACUUGAAAAUCAAAAGUGGACGGUCAAAAAAGAUGCCAAACGUCACCAAAGUCGUGAGAAAUCGCCGAAUGGAAAAACUUCUCAUGGGAUAUCAACUAAAAGUCGUCACGCCUUUUCAUUACAUCCUCGUGGAACAAACGAAUUUUGUGUGAGAUCAGAUCAAUUCCGACUUCAAAUUCAUUGGGAGCAUCACUGAGUCAAGCAGUCGAGCGCGAGAAGUGAUCACUGGCGUAGAAUUGCUGAGUACUUUGUCGUCCACGUUUCGAUUACGCAGAAGCCUGUGUGGCAAAGUGGGAAUAAAGGUACGUAUGAUCGCGAAGGGCUCGUGAGAGAGAUAAGAGAAAAGGGAAAAUGCUUUCUUCCCUUCCUCGCGGAUCCUCGCGCGUCUCCCACGCAGUUUCAUGCGCGGGUGAAGGUCGCGCGCAAUCAACAUUGUUGAUUUGGCGUAGUCUUUUCUGAUCAACAGUGCUUCUAUUUUUAGCAGUAGUCUUGUUUUUUCGAUAGUUCUUGUUUGUAAUCAAUCGUGCCGAAAAUGUAAAAGUGAAAGUUAUUAAACAGUACUUUUCUGUACAUGUGAGCUGUUUGUUAUGCUGUACAAAACCCUAUAAUGUUUAAUAGCCAUCUGGAGCUUAGGUAUCAUCAGUAACGGUCACUUGGCUUUUAAAAGAAAUACUUUUCCCUUCUACACGGUAUACUACCUCUCGACAAUCUCACGCCAGUUCCAAAAUUCAUAGUAUAUCUGCAGACUGAUACAUCUGUGUAUCUGCUAAAAGGAAGCUAUAUUCAACAUUUGCUAUUUUUGUAUUCGGCAAAUUACUUAAGGAAGUCAACUACCCACUUUGCGGCCCUAAACGUAACAGGAUUGAAACCGAUACCUCAAAAUGAAGACCCCUAAGUUUUGAAAUGGAGGGAUGUGUCCGCUUAGUUGGACGUUUUCAGAUAGCUGUUCUUUUGUUGGUUCUCUUGCCUUCCGCGCUCGGUACUCGGUAAUAUCCAGUAGGGUCCCAGUACAAUCAAGGUGUAGUCUCCAUUCCAACGCCUCGAACAGAAAUCGACAGAGACUUGUGUUGUUCUUUUUUUUUUCAGUUUAACUUCAAUACUUGCUCAGUCUGAUUUUCCGGAUAUCCUUUGGUUUAGUCUAGUCUGUGUAGGUCUAAGUCGCACGCGAAUACAGGAGUUGCUAUUUUUUCUCAAGGUUUCUUUUUGUUUCAGUGAAAGGAAACAAUAGACUACAUAUAACAGGUCAACAUACUACGGAAACUCGGUACAGCUCACAUCCCAGCUUAGUAGUUUCAUUUGACUCAAGUGCGAAGUGGAUUAUUUUUAUCACUAUCAAGGAAAGACAAAGGAAGAAGGAAGCAGUACUGACAGCCUUUGAACUAAAGAUCUAG
Molecule: messenger RNA, 1455 nt
Organism: Porites evermanni
Lineage: Eukaryota; Metazoa; Cnidaria; Anthozoa; Scleractinia; Poritidae
Source: the annotation of a GenBank genome assembly